This is a messenger RNA of Culex pipiens pallens (northern house mosquito), 2773 nucleotides long. Its product is annotated as deubiquitinase DESI2. The transcript has 6 exons. Gene Ontology annotation, molecular function: deubiquitinase activity. Gene Ontology annotation, biological process: protein deubiquitination. Lineage: Eukaryota; Metazoa; Arthropoda; Insecta; Diptera; Culicidae. Bases 913 to 1524 code for a protein of 203 amino acids. The record is from RefSeq and is a predicted model, not a curated record.
UUUUUCAUCGCCAACCUUAAGGUUGCGCGGACGCAAGAGAAGUGGUGAAGGAGAAGAUCGGUUGGGAGGAACGACGAAAUUUUAUGUGCGUACUGAAUUGCUGCUGCUGCUGCUGAUCCGCGAUUGCAAAAUCCCCCAAACAGAUUGUGAAAAACGUAAAUCCCUGUCCCGUUCUCGGGAACCUGUGUGUUGUGUUUAUCCGUCGUGUGUGCGCGCAGGAGAGGCAUGUUCCAGAGCAACAGGAAGAUCGACCAGCAGCAGCUUCACGACGACCAGUUCGACGGCAGCAGAUAGUCAAUGGUUGCUUUGUGUGUUGUGGCCUCCCCCGAGAUCCGAGACCUGGAAUAAUAUUCGAGCGAGCAAAAUUGCAUCCAAGAGUGUCGUGGGGAAUUGGGCAUUCUGCGAAAGUCAAGCAACAUCCGACACGGAAAAGUUUCGCGAAAGUGACCCCGGAUUCCUUCCUGGCCUGCAAAACUUGCUGCUGCUUCCAUUGCUUUUGCUUGAGAGUGAGAAAUAGAAGAAAAAAAAAACACAAGUGAAGGAACUCUGCUGGCGAAUUUUGCCAAUCUUCUUCUGUCCAGCCCACCCGAUACUCAUCAUUAGAUAGUUUGCUACCCACAGUACUGAGCUAGAACCAUCAACCAUCAACAUCAAUCAUCGUCAUCCACAUUGGAGUUAUAAAUUGAUUUCGUUAAAAACCAUCGAUUCGGCCCAGCAGUUCAAAAAUUUGCACACCCCAAACAAAAAUCUCUUAGGCUUCUUGUUAUCAUCGCACACGAACUUGUUCAUUACGGUUGAACUUUUCAAAUUUGAAUUCAACAAACCAAAUUGGUCUUCAAAACCAACGCAAAAACCGGUCUCCAAAACUCCCCCUCUCUUGUUGCCCCGCCCUGCCUGGAUGCUGUUGUGGUGAUGUUCUCGAACGGGCUUCCCUGCAAUCUGCCCUUCCCCAGCUGCCUCGGGGUGCCAAAGGACAGCGGAAGCGACGAGCUGCUGCCGACCGCGAUGGGAAGCCGCGAGCCGGUCAUCCUGAACGUGUACGACAUGUACUGGAUCAACGAGUACACCACCUCGAUCGGGCUGGGCGUGUUCCACUCGGGCGUGGAGGUGUUCGGGACGGAGUUUGCCUACGGUGGGCACCCGUUUCCGUUUACCGGAGUGUUUGAAAUCUCGCCCCGUGACCACGACGAGCUUGGGGAUCAGUUUCGGUUUCGACAAAGUAUACAGAUCGGCUGUACAGACUUCACCGAGGAGGAGGUCCGCCGGAUCGUCGAGGAGCUGGGGAACCAGUUCCGGGGUGAUCGGUACCAUCUGAUGAACAACAACUGUAAUCACUUCUCCGGUUCGCUUACCCAGAUUCUCUGUGGGCAGGAGAUUCCAAGCUGGGUGAAUCGCUUGGCGCACUUCAGCUCGUGCGUACCUUUCCUGCAGCGCUGUUUACCAAAAGAAUGGUUGACUCCCAAUGCCUUACAACAAUCGAUAACAGCCAUACAGGAUCGUGACUCGGAUUCCAGUCCAUUUUGAGAAUAGCUUUUAGAUAGUACCACUACUACUACUACUUCUAACAAUAUGACCGACAAGAACCUGGCGGCGCCCACUUCCGGAGGAGCUACAGCAGCGAACACCAGCGCGGCAGAGGAUGACAAAACCAGCUGCUAGGAGGUUCGAACUUUUUGUUAUUUAAAACUUUUUAUCGCCAAUGAGUGUUGUUUUUGUAUAAAUUUACCCUUUUUUCACUGGAUCUGGAUCUCCAAAAAAAUACUUUUUUUUACAAAACCCAAGCAAACCAAAUAAAAAGAAAAGCAGCAACAAAAGCAAACGUCUGAUUGUGUAACUAGGUUAGAACUAUUUUAAAAUGAAACUUUUUUCAUCACACUCUCAACCACCAUCUGCGUGCGGAAAUGUUCAUUUUUGGUUAUUCCUUCCCCUCGAUAUUACUGCAAAUAGCAACAAGUGAAUCGAUUUGUAGCAAAAGACGACAACAACAAAACCACGUGUAACAUAUAUGGAAACUUUAUCGUUGAUGCAAGCGAUGGAGAAAGUAUUUGUUUCACACUAAACUUAAUAACAGAGAAUAACAAAACAAAACAAGCUAGAGAAUAAUGGUUAAGCGGACAAGAGUAAAGAAAAACACAUGUAAUUAAAGAAUACCUAUUGAACUUUAAAAAAAAGCAACAAAUCAGUUGAAUGCGAGAAAGAUUUAAACACUGUUUAAACGGCAACUAAUUAAACUAAAUGAUUUAGGAUAACCGCGGGCAGAAUCUAAUUGAAUACAGAAGAAACAAAACAAAAACUCAUUAGUGUAUAUGUUGUGUAUUUAAAGCGUGCAGUGUAGUGCAGGAGAGUACAUUGAACAUUAGAGUUUAUUUGAAGAAGAAAAAAAAACGAAUUAAGAGUGAAUUAUAACGUUGUUAGUUAAGCCAGAAGAGAUGACAAUGAAUCGAAGACAGGAGCUCCACUUAUUACACUAGAGAAAGAGCGCGCGCGUAAAUCAGUAGGAUUUAGAUCGGAGGAAGAAUCGAGCAAAACCAAACAACAACCAAGUGUGUGUGUCGUUAAAAUCGAGCGGUUUGUAGGCAAAAAUAACGUAGGAUAAACUGUUACAGAGCUCUCCUGAAGGCCGGGUAAUUAAACCACUCUUUAGCUCCAUUUGUUUAGAACCGAUUGCAAUAAUCAUCCAAUAGAGUGUCAGUUUUUCAGAACUUUAGAAUCUUUUUGUAUAGUAUUUAUACUUGUUUCUUAAUCGCAAAUUGCCCAAAUUUUUUCGCCGAUA